Molecule: messenger RNA, 1028 nt
Organism: Stegastes partitus (bicolor damselfish)
Lineage: Eukaryota; Metazoa; Chordata; Actinopteri; Pomacentridae
Product: DNA damage-inducible transcript 4-like protein
Exons: 2
Coding region: 87-710 (207 amino acids)
Biological process (GO): negative regulation of signal transduction
Cellular component (GO): cytoplasm
Source: RefSeq, a predicted model, not a curated record
CUCAGCUCAGCUACCUUUAACUACAUGGAGAAAACACGCAACAGACGUUCGGAGGAGACACCGGAGCUUCACAAACAGGAAUCAGGAUGGUCUAUACCGCGGCUCUGCUCUUUGGACACGGACUUACCGUCCCGGCGGAGGAAAACAGCGUCGUAGACAUGAUCGGAAAGUACUUCAGCCAGCUCACAUCCCCGGGCACGACGAGCAGCUGUGCCCGGCGGGGAAGCGUCGAGAGCUGCGAUGAGAGAGACAGCAACUCACUUUUAUCUGACCUGGAUGUUGGUUUGGAGCAUGAUCAGCGGCUCCUUCAGCAGGACGUGACCCGGCAGAUCGAGCGUUGCCUGACGGAGGCCAAGGCUUCCAUCCUCCUCUGCCAGGUGCUGCUGCUGCCUCGCCACAUGACCGCCAGGGUCGGCCAGGACGUGGUGCGCGCCUCUGCUGAUGAGCCCUGUGGGCUUCGGGGGGCCUCCAUCACGCUCUACGUUGAGGGCAAAGACGGCCUGAAGUCCGUGGGGAGCGUCUUCCCCGACCCAACUGUCACUCCGACCUUUGAACUGUCUGUGGUCUUCAAGGCGGAUAAGGAUGAUGGCUGGCCGCCACUCAAGCACAUCUUCGAUUCCAACAAGGUGCUGAAGCUGAGAGCGGAGUACAGGCUGGUGAAGAGGAAGCUGUACUCCUCUGCCAGUCCUGUUGUUCAUGAUUUCAACUAGCUUGUGAAGCUGAGAAUGUAAACCCGUUACACCUCUUUUUUUUGUGUUUCAAAUGUCCAGCUGCAUACUGACAAGCAUUUUCUGGCGUGCACAGAAAAAUACUGGACUUCCUGUAUUCUGUUUGUAACUCUAAAGAUUGUUCUUUGUCAUGUAUGAAUGUGUAACUGUGAAUACUUGCACAGUGUUUUGCACAGAACGGUUGAAUGUUAAAAGUUGUACACUGUAAACUUGCAAAAUUCAUUCCAGGAUUGGGCCGGUCUCGGUCCUGAUGUGUGCUUCGUUAUUUAUGCAACUGUUUAAUAAAUUUUUUUUACACUA